Molecule: messenger RNA, 2816 nt
Organism: Medicago truncatula (barrel medic)
Lineage: Eukaryota; Viridiplantae; Streptophyta; Magnoliopsida; Fabales; Fabaceae
Exons: 10
Coding region: 361-2379 (672 amino acids)
Source: RefSeq, a predicted model, not a curated record
CAAAUACCAUAAAUCGAAAAAAGACAAGAAAAGGAAAAUAAUUAGAAAAAAAAAUUGAGUUCAACCAGUUUCUCUCUCCUCAAUUUCUCUCUCUGAAACGGAAUUGAAAUUGAAAAAAUUGGCACAAUCACCAACAAAAAUUCGGUGACACACGUUGAAACCUAUCUGCGCAACGCAUUUAUGCAUUCUUAAUUCUUCUGCUUCUGCUAUUAUUAUCUGUUAUGAAGAAGUUAACCGGUGGUGGUUGUUAUUAUAGUUAUUGUUAUUGUUUCAUCAUCCUCUUCUCACUCUCAUGGAAUUUCAAUUUCUCAGGUUUUGUUGAUACUAAGAAAGGUUUUGAGGUUGUUGUUGGUUCUCUAGAUGGGGAAAUGUCACAAUGAACGCUGCGUUUUUCCUCUUACAAGCUUGCAAAUUCGAGAUUUGCAAUCUUAUUUUGCAGAUCUUAGCAUUUUCCUCGCAAAUGAUAGUAAAAAGAUAUAUAUUUUUGUUGACAACAGACCAUGGGUGAGAGACCUUGGUUCACGGGGAGCGCACAUUUGGCAAUUGAUGGUUACCAAGUCGAGGUUAUCUCCUUUUGCGUAUAGCAAAAACCGAAGAGAAAGGAAAGAAGAAAAGGAGGUUUCUUCUCAACCUAGCACAAGUAAGUUUUUGAGAUGGUUCUCAUUGAUUGAAGCAGUAAAGAAAAAGAGAAUGUUGCUGCCAGUAAAAAACAUAAGGAACUCUUUGCAAUUCAGCAGUGAACUACAUAGAACUCUGUAUGGAUUUAUUGUAUUUGAAGUCGAAUGGACCAAUAUUCGUGGUAUUAACUACUUUAAUGAGCUCCUGACCGAUACAUCACUGGCUAUAGAAGCUAAACAAAUGAAAAGAUGGGAAUUUGAUAAUAUCACUCAAGCUGCAAGCUUUAUGCCUUCAUGGUUCUCAGGAACACUUUCCGAACAGCUACUUUUGAAAGAGCACCUGGAUUCUGCCUCAGGGGAAAUAUUUUAUGAUGCCAAUGAAACUUUCUCCGAGAAUGUAUCCAAUGAUGAUGACGACGAUAACAUCUGCAAUGGUACCGUAACUUUUGAAGAUAGUUUGGGUACCGCUACUGGAGCAUAUUCUGAUGACGCCGAAGAGACAACUGACAUGCUGCACACACCUCCUCCUUCUGGACCUAAUAAGAGAAGAAAAUUAAUGAAUUCCUUUAGUGCUGAAGUUGAUAUUGAUAGCUAUUCAGCAGCUGAAAUUGAUAACUCGUUGAAUUGUUCUCAGAGGUCUAGCUCUGCUUCUUCUGAUGAUAAGGUUGAAACCACUCAGUAUAGUGAUGCUCUACUGUUAUUUAGGUUUAAUGAUCCCAACCUCCCAUUCAAAUUCAGGGAUGUCAUUGUAUCUGAUCUGCGAUUGCUUACUUUGUUAGAGGCUGGUCUUCCAUCUUGGGUGAUCUUCCUCCAGUCAUAUCCCGUGUUAUGCAAUGUGUAUCGUCCUUGGAUGUGCCCACUUGCAAGACUGUUAUAUGUUUUGAUGUCAUUUGUCACUGUACUCAUUGGAUUCUACGAUUUAUACAAAAAUGUUCCAGUUCUAAAGGCAACUGCAUCUCGUAUAUGUGGGCCACUUUUUGAUUGGAUUGAAACUUGGGAAAUGGUUUCAAGGGUCAAAUACUUAGGGACAAUGUUGUUUCUACACAACUUCCAGAAGGCUAUUAGGUGGUUUCUUGCCGUUACACAUACCACACGAUCCUUUUUUUCAUUUCUUAUUCAACCUCUUAUAGAGUCACUGGUGGAGAUUUUUGGAUUUCUUCUCCCGAGCUUAAAUAUUUUGUUUGAUCUACUAGAAAGCAUCUUUUCUGUCAUUUGGAUUGGGAUUGAAACUUCUUGCACUCUAGUGGGAGAUGUGGUGGAGCUACUCUUUUUGCCACUGUGGUUUAUCCUCACCGUUGUUUGGAGGAUUGCUACAUGUGUCUUAUAUCCUCUAUUUUGGAUUCUCUGGGAAUUUCUUUAUGCUCCGGUUCGUCUAGUCAUGGUGAUAUUCAGUUUUCUGGCUGUAAUAUGCACGCGCGCUUGUAGUAUACUUGGAGAAACAUGGCAAUUUCUUGGUAGCAUAAUCCAGUUGGCUUCAUCUUCUGAAGCAACAAUCAGCAGUGCCAGUUACGAAGUUUCCAUGUGGCGCUCUCUUUGGAAUGAUCUUUUUUCACAGAUUUUCAAAGCUCUCAAAAGCAUAGUAUAUGGGCUUGUUGCCUUUUUCACAGCCUGCAACAGGCAUCGACUAAGCAUCUAUAAUCAUCUACAGGAGUUUAUCCAAAGAUUAUAUCGUCAGUGCCAAAGAUCACAGCAAGCAGAUCUGAGAGACAAAAGAAAAACUUAUUUAACAGUGGAUCUGGCUGAAGAAAAGAAGAAAGUUUAGUUUUAUCGAUCAAGAGACUGCUCUUGCUAUUGCAGUACUAGCUUAAUAAUCCUGACAUCAACCAACAGCACAGAAACACGGAGUUUGGGCAUCAGGAUGUUCAGUUGCUGCUUCAGCAAUCUCGAUAUGAUUUCAUGCAAAGAGUUCGAAAGAUUCUCUUUCUUUGCAAUAAAUUUUGCUUAUACUUGCCUCCCUAGUUUCAUCUUUUCUCACGAUUUUCUAACAGUUUGCACAGUCGAAGUUUUCACAUGUAUAUAUGUACGUUUAUGUACAGGAAACUUGUAAAUUUUGUCAAAGUAAGUAAUUCCUUAAAUGUAUAUAUUCAAAUUCAAAUUGAUUGAUGUUAAGCUGCAUCAAUUUUGUAUAAAUUUACAACGAUGCUCGUUAAAAAGCAUAGUCAAAGUUGAUUAAUGAUGAUACGCAAACACUUCUAAGUA